AGUUGCAUAGUACGAUACUCAUUCGUAUCAAAUCGUUGAGACUUACGGACUUACCCGAAUGUCAAGUGAAUUAUUUAGAGGCAUAUAAUGUUGAAAUUUUACGAAAAUCCUGUGUUAAGGCAGUAUGCUAUAGUCAUUAUUGUGAACCUGAGCGUGCUAAGCACUGGACUAGGCCUGGCAUGGCCAUCACCAGUCCUCGUGAAGAUAGCUGACAAGGACCAGACUAUCCUGCUAAGGCCUGUCACUGCUGAGGAAGGGUCAUGGAUCGUGUCCAUUGGGUUCUUGACGGGGAUUGUAGCCAACCUAUUCAUCGGAGGAGUCCUAAUAGACAGAAUGGGUAGGAAACCAUGUCUGAUCCUCGUCUCCCUACCCAAGUUUGUGGCUGGCUUCGUCUUCAUAUACGCCACUGAAGUGUGGAUGCUGUUACUGGGGAGAGCUCUCAUUGGCGUAGCUGAUGCUGGGAUCUUUACUCUAUUGCCUAUGUAUGCUUCGGAAAUUGCUAGUAAAGAAAUCCGGGGCAGCCUUGGCACCAUACUACAAAUCAUGUGUUCCUUCGGCGUUGUCACCAUGCUAUCUAUGGGACCCUUCAUCUCUUACAAAAUGCUGAACAUCAUCUUCACGGGAUUCAUCAUAUUUACUACAAUACCGCUGUUUAUGUUACCUGAUGGACCGUAUUCGUUGUAUUCUAGAGGUCACAAAACAGAAGCAGUAAAAGUCCUCACCUUCCUCCGAGGCUCAGAAUCACUAGCAAACGAGGAACUAAAAGAAUACGAAAUGGCUUCAGAAACUAACAAUACAAAAACCUCUAAAAGGGACAUAUUCACCAACAGAUUAUUCCUAAAAUCCUUAACCCUAGUACUGAUACUGGGUUUUGGAGCACAGUUCGUAGGUUUUAAUGCUGUGACCUUCUAUCUGCAAACGGUUUUGGAGUCUACGCAAACGUCAGUGAGACCAGAAAUUGCGUCAGUGACGAUUGGGCUGAUCCAACUGUUUGCUAGUUUUUGUACAACGGCUGUCACUGACAGGUUUGGGAGGAAACCCAUUUUGACUAUCACUUGUGUUGGCAUGGGGUUGGGGAUGCUCGGCCUCGGAACAUUCUUCAAGCUGAAAGAGGGAGGAGAAGUGACUGGCUUCUUAAACUACGUGCCUUUAAUAUCGCUUAUACUGGUGGUCUACUGUUAUAGUGCAGGUAUCGGCUCCCUAAUCUGGGUGAUCAACGCUGAACUUUUCGACGACCGUUCCAGAGGGGUAGGCAUGUCAAUAGCCAUGGUUGCAGGAACCUUAUUCGUCUUCUUAACCACGAAAUACUUCGCCAUAGUCUCCUAUGUCAUUGGUCCAGCAACCACAUAUUGGAUAUUCAGUGUAAAUUGCAUAUUGUUAUGUGUAUUCAUCAUGUUUUGUAUACCUGAGACGAAAGGCAAAAGCUUUUCGGAAAUACAGGACAUUUUGAGGGGGGAUAAAAAGGAGAAAAAGGGUAAUAGUGAUUGUUAAUUAUUGUAAUUUUUGGUAAGAAAUAGUUUGUAAUUUUGUGUGUAUAUAUGAAUGAAUUUUGUGUUAAUUUGUGUGAUAUAAAAGACUGUUCUGUUCAGUGAAUCUUAAGCCUUAUAUAUAUAGUGUAAGACAAGCCCUAUGAAUGUACUAUCUACGAAUAAGAUAGAUAAUAUACAUAUCUAUACAUACAUAUAAUAAAUCUGUAGAAAAGUAAUUUUUGUACAUUGAAGAAAUUGACAAAAAAAAUAGCCAGCAUGUUAAAGAAUAACUAACAGAACCCAUUUCCAUCAUUUUUGUAAUUUUUGUCUGUUUGUCUGUUUGUUCGUUCGGGAUUCACGUAAAAUCUACGAAUUAAAUGCAGACAAUGCUUAUAUACAAAAAUUCUACGUAACUUGGGGUAUUAUUUAGUUUUUGUUUCAUCGAAAUCGAUUCACUUUAUCAAAAGAUAUGAUAAAUUUUGUGAAUUCAAGAUGUAAAAUAUUACUACACGCAAUCUAUUUGUCAAAACUGUACAUUUGAAUGUUGUACUUAUAUUAGUUGAUCGGCCUAUUAUUAAUCUUUACACAGAAAAUCACACCUUUAUAAGUAACUUCGGAAGAAAAAAAAAAUGAAAAUUUUGUUUAGCCAAGGUUAAAGUAGCUCCAUCUGUGCUAAAUCUGUGGUAAAUAAAAUACAUCAAAUUAGUCAAAGGAGCGAGAUGGUAAAUGACAAUAUUACCAUACAUUCUUUAUAGAGGAUUAUUAUUUCAACAGAUGGAGUUGUGUAUUUUCCGUAAUUCACCAUAUUUUAACACGUAGUGUAAUUUUUCGAUAGACAUUUCAAUAGUGUUUGUCAGUUUGCCGUGCCACAUCAAAAUCCAACUAUAAUUAUUACCUUGAUGAAAAGAAAAUUAAUUCUCAGCCAAAUUUAAAACGGUGCCAUCUAAAUUAUUUUUUGAACAUUAUGUCAAAAAUGAUGACUUUAGUGGAACAAUUAAUUAUCGUUUAAAGUUACAGAUGGAGUUCAUAUCAGGAUUUUUUCAUAAACAUAGUUUAGCUUAUCUUCCACUAAUGUGCUGGCCUUAAAACAAAUUACUUUGAGUGAGUAGUAUUAAGUAGACCUUAAUUAUUUUUUCUGAUGCAAAAUAUGUAAACUUAAUCCUAGAAGAAAUGAGGAUCUAUCUC
Messenger RNA from Helicoverpa armigera (cotton bollworm), 2654 nucleotides. Its product is annotated as facilitated trehalose transporter Tret1. The record is from RefSeq and is a predicted model, not a curated record. Gene Ontology annotation, cellular component: membrane. Gene Ontology annotation, molecular function: transmembrane transporter activity. The coding region runs from base 88 to 1491 and encodes 467 amino acids. The transcript is spliced from 7 exons. NCBI's taxonomy places the organism in Eukaryota, Metazoa, Arthropoda, Insecta, Lepidoptera, Noctuidae. Gene Ontology annotation, biological process: transmembrane transport.